Varanus komodoensis (Komodo dragon) is the source of this 2837-nucleotide messenger RNA. It is a transcript of the gene AQP3, whose product is annotated as aquaporin 3 (Gill blood group). The record is from RefSeq and is a predicted model, not a curated record. NCBI's taxonomy places the organism in Eukaryota, Metazoa, Chordata, Lepidosauria, Squamata, Varanidae. Gene Ontology annotation, cellular component: plasma membrane; basolateral plasma membrane. The transcript has 6 exons. Gene Ontology annotation, molecular function: urea transmembrane transporter activity; glycerol channel activity; water channel activity. Bases 53 to 931 code for a protein of 292 amino acids. Gene Ontology annotation, biological process: water transport; glycerol transmembrane transport.
AGGAGCAGACUCCCUCAUCUUUCCCCAAGCCUAGGCAGGACCAUCCAGCACCAUGAGCAGGCAGAAGGACGUUCUGGCAGCCGUCGGGCAGAGGCUGAGGAUCAGGAACAAGCUCGUCCGGCAGGCCCUGGCCGAAUGCCUGGGCACCCUGAUCUUGGUGAUGUUCGGUUGUGGCUCUGUGGCGCAGAUUGUGCUCAGCAAAGGAAGCCACGGACACUUUCUGACCGUCAACCUGGCGUUUGGCUUUGCUGUGACACUUGGGAUUUUGAUCGCUGGACAGGUUUCAGGCGGCCAUUUGAACCCGGCAGUCACCUUCGCAAUGUGCCUCAUGGCCCGGGAACCGUGGAUCAAGCUGCCCGUUUACGCCAUUGCGCAGACCGUGGGAGCGUUCCUCGGGGCAGGCAUCGUCUUUGGCUUGUACUUUGAUGCCAUUUGGGCAUUUGCUGGGAACCAGCUUUUGGUACUGGGUCCCAACGGCACCGCGGGCAUUUUCGCUACCUACCCGUCUGAGCACUUGAACUCUGUGAACGGAUUCUUUGACCAGUUCAUCGGCACCGCAGCUUUGCUGGUCUGUGUCCUGGCGAUUGUGGACCCCUACAACAACCCCGUGCCCCGCGGCCUGGAGGCGUUCACCGUCGGCUUCGUCAUCCUGGUGAUCGGCACCUCCAUGGGCUUCAACUCUGGAUACGCCGUCAAUCCCGCCCGAGACUUCGGCCCUCGCCUCUUCACGGCCAUCGCCGGCUGGGGCUCGGAGGUCUUCACCACCGGGCGGCACUGGUGGUGGGUUCCCGUGGUCGCCCCGUUCCUGGGCGCCGUGGCUGGCGUGGCCGUCUACCAGCUGAUGAUCGGAUGCCACGAUGAACCACGCCUGGAAGCCAAUGAGGAGGAAACCGUCAAACUGUCCAACGUGAAGCAGAGAGACAAUGUGUGAGGCCUCCGGGGGAAGCGCCUUGCCCCUUUUCGUGCCUACGGACAAUUUUUGAAUGCACAUACAAAGGACAUUAAUCACCAACGAGAAGAGGAAGAGCGACAAGGCAGACGCACGGCGGGAGCUCUGGGUUGGGGUUUCCUUUGCCCGCAUUGAGUUAGUUUUCUUUGUCCCUGGUUUCUUUGCAUACCCUUGACUCUGCUUUAGAAGUUGCAUAUCCAGCUGCACGCCUGCGCACUGUUGUGCGAGUGUGACCUUCCUCAGCUUGUGCUGGGAACCGUGUGACCCUAGUGGCGAAAGCCCCAGAAUGGGCUGUUGUCCAGCCAGCGCCUUGGGCUUCUUCCCUCGCCCAGUGCCGGCAGGUGUGCAGCUGUGGAGAUGGCUUUGUCCGAAUCUUUGUACUUAGUUCUGGGGCCACUGGGUAGGUUUGGGCUGGGAAGCGGAUUAUGCGGUAGCUGCCUAUCAGCGCACGGGCCUGAGUCCUCGGGCACCUUGACUGUGCUGCACUGGAGUCCAUCUCUGCACAUUUGAACCGGGGAAGGGGCCCAGCUUUUCAACCAUUUCCUCAGAAGAAGCGGCCACAGAAGGAAGGAGCGGGGUUUCCGGAUUAGAGAUGAGCAAGGCAAAUCUUCCCCAGGAACCGCCGCUGAGGAAAACGUUGAUUUACAGGUGUUCUGAAGUGUGCAAGAUGCAUGACAAAGGUGUCCCUGUGGCUCUUUGGAGCCCGCCACUCAGAAGCCAUCCAGCUUUGAUAAGCAUAUAUACACGCAUGCAAGUCCUUUGCUUCAGGCCAAUUUUUUUUUCUUUCCUUUCUCUUACCACAUUUAUUAAAACAUCCCCAGAGAGUGACCUCUAGGUUCCAUUCACACCCUCUGGGUUACAUCUGUCACAAAGCUGAGCAAGCUUGUAAUUAGUGGACCUCACAGCAGCCCGCUAAUUGCGAGCAUGAAUGGGGGCUGAAUUGUUCUCCGAAGGCUUUUCUUGCGCUAAAAACUAAUUCUUCCCUCCAUGGUAAUUGUGCAGUGCAGAGGACACUGGAGGAAAGUACCGCAAGGAGCCAUUCCCGGUAGGACGCCACUUCCCAGCAUGCAUUGGUGCAAAGCAGAUGCGCUUGGCACCCGGGACCAGCUAGGCAGAGUCACCCUUUCCUUGUACAGAUACCUCUCCGGGAAGCUCAAAAGCAGACCAGCACUUUGAUGGCACAGUUUGGAAGCUGGACUCUCCUUUCGUAUACACCGGGGUGGCUCAAACCCUUUCCGCAUGGCAUACAAGGCUGCCCAACAUUUCUUUUGGGAUGCUUCCUUGCUGGAAAAGAAGCCGUGCUCACACUGGCUCUUUGGGAAGGGAGAGCUUGGUUUGCAUGCUUCCCGCUCCAGCUGCACUGAGCUAAUGCAACUUCUUAUGGAUCACAGAGCUACCACAGCCUGGGUGAAUCUUGUCUCCGACGACUCCCGAGGGCUCCCCACAGUCCCAGGCAGCUAAGGGCCCUCCUCAGCCCUGCUUCUCAAAGUCCUGCUUCCUGCAUAGGCUUGGGGUCUGUGCUUUCAGGUAGCUCAUCUAUUUGUGAUGCCAACUUGGCCGCCUGGUCAACUUCACCACCUGGAGUUGUGGAGGGGCGGAACAGAUGACACCAAGUUGGCUUCUUUUCUGGGGGGAGCACAAAUCAUUCCCCCCACACUCCAGUCCCUCAGUGUUAAUCCGCAGGUCAUUGAAAAGGUGCCUCAGCUUUUUCAUUAGGGGACAGAAGUGCAUUGGGGGAAAGGUUCCGUUGUAAGAGAGGACAAACUUCCUUGUACCUGGGCUUUCCAAUCUGAUGCAUACCUGUAACCGGACGUAUAGAUCCUGCAGAAUUUGUAAAGUCUCUACCAUUUGUAUUGUAUUUACAUUUUUUAAGAUAAAAUAAAUUCAU